AUGCCUAAGAUUCACCCUGACUCCAAAGCGUUGAUUAUCAAGAGGCGGAAGACCAGAUCCACUGCUGAGGUGGCUGACACCUUCAAUGUGUCUCAGCAUCAAGUACAAAGAAUAAGAACAAGAUUUGAAGAGACUGGAGAUGUUUUUGACAAGCCCAGGUCCGGCAGACCCCGCAAUACAACUGCUCGGGAGGACCGUUUGUUGGCUCGAAAAUCCAAGGCCACCCCCUUUCCCACUGCAGCAGAGCUCCACCAGGCCUGGUCACCUCAAGUCCCUGUGUCAACCAGGACAGAUGCAGCCAAAGUGUGCAGUGGAUUCGUGGAGAGAGAGAAGAGGCCGAGCCGGAGGCAAUGGAACAAGCACAAGUCUUUCAGAGAGAAGCAGGCAGACAAGGUGGCUGAGGAAUCUGAGGUUUAUUUCCUGAAGCAGACAAUAGUAAACUCCUGUGGCAUCGUCGCCCUGCUGCACGCUGUGGCAAACAACAAGAGCAAAAUGGCUUUUGAGACCGACUCUGCCCUGAAGAAAUUUCUGGACGAGACUGCUAACAUGUCUGUUGAUGAUCGUGCCAAACGUCUGGAGGACAACCAGGCGAUCUGUGAUGCUCACAAUGAGGCUGCACAGGUGGGCCAGUGCAGGCCUGAAGCCGACAAAGUCAACUUCCACUUCAUCACCUUUGUCAAUGUAAAGGGACAACUCUAUGAAUUUGAUGGGAGAAUGACCGGAGCAGUGAAGCACGGAGCCACCAAGGAUGAAUCCUUCAUCACGGUAUGUGAUGAAACCUACCACCCUACCACCUACCACCCAAACGCCAAAUUUUAA
Limanda limanda (common dab) is the source of this 819-nucleotide messenger RNA. RefSeq lists its product as uncharacterized. The transcript has 8 exons. Gene Ontology annotation, biological process: protein deubiquitination; ubiquitin-dependent protein catabolic process. NCBI's taxonomy places the organism in Eukaryota, Metazoa, Chordata, Actinopteri, Pleuronectiformes, Pleuronectidae. Gene Ontology annotation, molecular function: cysteine-type deubiquitinase activity. Gene Ontology annotation, cellular component: cytoplasm. The record is from RefSeq and is a predicted model, not a curated record. The coding region runs from base 1 to 819 and encodes 272 amino acids.